Prionailurus viverrinus (fishing cat) is the source of this 508-nucleotide messenger RNA. RefSeq names its product NADH:ubiquinone oxidoreductase subunit B1 (gene NDUFB1). The coding region runs from base 16 to 435 and encodes 139 amino acids. NCBI's taxonomy places the organism in Eukaryota, Metazoa, Chordata, Mammalia, Carnivora, Felidae. Gene Ontology annotation, cellular component: mitochondrion. The record is from RefSeq and is a predicted model, not a curated record. The transcript is spliced from 3 exons.
CAAGAAGAGUCAAACAUGAAAAGGAAGAAGCGGUUUGGUUUCCCACCGCCACCCCUCUCUUCGAGCGGGCGUGGCGGAUGGCAGGUCCCAAGGCCGCAGCUUCCGCCGGCGCCGGAGGCUGGGCUCGCCUCUGCCCUGGGUCGUGGGGUCCUUUUUGGCACCAAGGCCGCAGGUGGGUCACGGGUCCAGGAGCGCCGAGGUGCCCCGUUGUGUAGGCAGGGAAGGUCCACCUCUAGGAAAGCCCUCGGCGGCGCAUUCAUGAUGAACGUAAUUCAGAUUGUUCGUGACCACUGGGUACAUAUACUUGUGCCUGUGGGAUUUGUCCUUGGAUGUUAUCUAGACAAAAAGAACGAUGAAAAGCUAACUGCCUUCCGGAACAAGAGUUUGUUGUUUAAAAGGGAAUUGAGACCCAAUGAAGAAGUCACCUGGAAGUAAAGGCUGUGACUGAAAUACAGAAUGUUCACAUUUUAAAAAUUGGGAGAGAAAUAAAAACACAUUCAUUAUUUAA